Molecule: messenger RNA, 3638 nt
Organism: Spea bombifrons (plains spadefoot toad)
Lineage: Eukaryota; Metazoa; Chordata; Amphibia; Anura; Pelobatidae
Gene: ANO2
Product: anoctamin 2
Exons: 25
Coding region: 1-3243 (1080 amino acids)
Biological process (GO): chloride transmembrane transport
Cellular component (GO): plasma membrane
Molecular function (GO): chloride channel activity; protein dimerization activity
Source: RefSeq, a predicted model, not a curated record
AUGGAAUUAGCAGCCACCACCAUUCGCAAAUUAAGACAGGUUCGAAGCAGAAGCAGAUUGUACACUGUGGCAACACAACCUCAUCAUCCUAUUAGCACCGUCUCAACAGCCUGCAAGCAAAUCCCUGUCUGCAAUAUGGAAGCUCCCCCUGCGCAGCUAACCGAUAUCCCUCAAGUGCAAAAUGGACAACAGCAAAGGACAACAACAGGAGGUGCAUGUACCGCACAGAAAUCAAAAUAUCUCACAGUCACCCAGUAUCUCCCCACCCCGUAUCCCCAUCAAGGAAACAUCAACGGGGCAUUCGAUUCUUCCUGUUGCCUUGACGGACGUAAUAACUCAGUUAUUAACAAUUAUGUGGAUGGAAACCAGGCCAUCAAGCAGACUGCUAUGCAUUUUGGGGAUGGUAAGAGGAAGGUGGACUAUGUACUCGCCUAUCAUUAUCGACACCGCUCUUCCCAACAAAAUGGAUCUCCUGAAGCUCACAGACCACCAGCAGUUAUUAUUUCCAAUGGGAAUUCAGUCACUCCAGAGGAAAUAGGGAAAUCACCGCCUGAGCAACCCCUGCCAGGAGAAUUACAGCACCAACACCAGAAACUGAAAGACCAGAGUCAUCAAAAGCCACCGGAACAAGAUCACCCACCCUCUGGUAACGGUAAUGGAAAUCAGUCGUGUCAUCCGCAGGAGGUCAUAGUGGUGGAGAUGAGCCACCAGGAUGCUCUUGAAGAAGAGAAAAGGUGUCAGAGGGAUGAAUUUGAACACAACCUUAUCGAAGCUGGUUUGGAGUUGGAAAAAGACCCUGAGAAUAAGAGCCAAGGGCUAAAUUUUGUGAGGAUUCACGCACCAUGGCAUGUACUAAGUCGUGAAGCAGAAUUCCUUAAAAUAAAGGUGCCCACCAAAAAGAUGUAUGAAGUAAAGCAAGAACACGGAAUCCUUGUAAAAUUAUAUGCAAUAUGGAAUAAAUGUACAAAGCCUUUACAACCCAAUGUGCCACAACAAAGCGAAAAUACAAAGAUGAAACACUUAUCGUAUCCCUUUUCCAGAGACAAAAUGCAUCUAUACAACAUUAAAGACAAGGACACAUUUUUUGACAAUGCUACACGCAGCCGAAUAGUACAUGAGAUUUUAAAGAGAACGUCUUGCACAAAGGCCAAAUACAGUAUGGGUAUUACCACAUUGAUAGCAAACAAUGUCUAUGAAUCUGCAUAUCCUCUUCACGAUGGUGACUAUGACCACAACAAUGGUGAAAUGAAUGACAGAAUGUUGUUACACCGGGAAUGGGCCAGAUAUGGAGCAUUUUACAAAUAUCAACCUAUUGAUCUCAUAAGAAAGUAUUUUGGUGAAAAAAUUGGACUGUACUUUGCCUGGCUUGGUCUAUAUACAUGGCUGCUCAUCCCCGCCUCUGUAGUUGGAAUUAUAGUUUUCCUGUACGGUUGUGGCACUGUUGAUGCUGACAUCCCUAGUAAAGAAAUGUGUGAUCACGAACACAGCUUUACAAUGUGCCCUCUGUGUGACAAGUCGUGCGACUACUGGAAUCUAAGCACGGCGUGUGGGACAGCUCGAGCCAGUCAUCUAUUCGACAACCCAGCCACUGUCUUCUUCUCUGUCUUCAUGGCUCUGUGGGCUACGUUAUUUCUUGAGCACUGGAAACGCUUACAAAUGCGUCUGAGCUACUUCUGGGAUCUCACUGGUUUGGAAGAAGAAGAAGAACAUCCAAGACCUGAAUAUGAAACCAAGUUACUUUUAAUGAGAGAGAAAUCUAAAAACACUGUGAAUAAACUAGAAAAACUAACAUGGAGAAAUCGUAUUCCUGCUUACUUAGUAAAUUGUGCAGCUAUUUUAUUCAUGAUGGCGCUAACAUUUUCAGCAGUGUUUGGGGUGAUCAUAUACCGGAUCACGACCGCAGCAGCCUUGGCAUUCAGCACCGAUGAAGGGACCAGAUCGAAUGCCCGCGUGACGGUGACGGCUACGGCAGUUAUCAUUAAUCUCGUGGUUAUACUUAUACUCGACGAAAUUUAUGGAAUCGUUGCGAAAUGGCUCACAGAAAUAGAGGUACCAAAAACUGAGAAAACUUUUGAAGAACGGUUAAUUCUGAAGGCGUUCCUAUUGAAGUUCGUUAAUUCCUAUGCCUCGAUAUUUUAUGUUGCCUUUUUUAAAGGAAGAUUUGUUGGAAGACCUGGAAACUACGCAUAUAUAUUCAAUGAUUACAGAGUUGAAGAAUGUGCACCAGGGGGCUGUUUAAUGGAACUGUGCAUUCAACUGAGUAUCAUUAUGUUGGGGAAACAACUGAUACAGAACAACUUAUUUGAGAUUGGAAUACCAAAAUUAAAGAAACUUUACAGGAAGCUUAAAGGCGUUUCGACCGAACCUGGAGAAAACAAUUUGCAUAAUGCGAGGCAGACGCAGCAAUGGAUCCGUGACUAUGCCCUUGAACCCUUUACAGGACUUACACCGGAAUACAUGGAAAUGAUAAUCCAGUUUGGCUUUGUCACUCUAUUUGUGGCAUCAUUUCCACUGGCUCCUCUCUUCGCUCUCCUGAACAAUAUCAUUGAAGUAAGACUUGAUGCAAAAAAGUUUGUUGCGGAGUUAAGAAGACCAGACGCAGUUCGAGCUAAGGACAUAGGUAUUUGGUACAACAUUUUGAGUGGAAUUGGCAAAUUUUCAGUGAUUAUAAAUGCAUUUGUAAUAUCUGUCACAUCCGACUUCAUCCCUCGUCUUGUGUAUCAGUACAUGUACAGUGAAAAUGGGACCAUGCAUGGCUUCAUCAAUCAUACCCUUUCCUAUUUCAAUGUCAGUCACUUGAAACCAGGAACACAACCUGAAAAUUCCCAGUUUGCUCAGGAUGUGGUGUUCUGCAGGUAUAAGGAUUACAGAGAGCCUCCUUGGUCCCCCAACCAAUAUGAUUUUUCAAAGCAAUACUGGACCGUUUUAGCUGUACGCCUGGCAUUUGUUAUACUUUUUCAGAACCUGGUCAUGUUUCUAAGUGCUGUGGUGGACUGGCUAAUACCUGACAUUCCAAAGGACAUAAGCGAACAAAUUAAAAAGGAGAAGACCGUGUUAGUCAACGUGUUUCUGAAAGAAGAGCACAAAAAGCUCCAGCUGAUAGAGAGUUUCCUGAUGCACGACAAACAGAAGAGCAAAACUGAAAGCAGAGGACGAAGGAGCCGAGCAGCCAGCUUCUGCCAGUUCAGCCGCAGCCAACGUGGCAGUUUUACGUCUUUCAGUUCACACCACACCGACGUGUGAGUCCUCCGGAGCGUCGCAGACAUGCAAGAAAGUUGUACGAUAAAAGCAUGUGAUUUUGAAACCAGAGACGGAAGGACAUACGGAUGGAGCAAGGCUAACGAGAAAAGAAUAAGAAAAAAAGAAAAUAAUUUUUCUCUCGUCAAUGUCUCCAAAAAGCCUUUGUGCAGGCUUUGUAACAUUUAACGUCUGUUCCAAUAUAUAGCACAGAUUUACGUAAACUGUGCGCGUUGGUCUGCUGUUAAUUUCGUUAUUUGAGUAACAGGGACCUGCGUACAAUACACGAGGUAGGAAAAGGAGCGCAGGUUUUGUAACAUAAAGUCAAUAGGGCUAGUCAAGCUCAUUCUUCUUCUUUUUCAUUUUAAUGAGCGGACUUCUUUAAAUGGUAUGACAUCACU